Messenger RNA from Diospyros lotus (date-plum), 1856 nucleotides. RefSeq names its product mediator of RNA polymerase II transcription subunit 4. The record is from RefSeq and is a predicted model, not a curated record. Gene Ontology annotation, cellular component: core mediator complex; mediator complex. The coding region runs from base 368 to 1603 and encodes 411 amino acids. Gene Ontology annotation, biological process: regulation of transcription by RNA polymerase II. Gene Ontology annotation, molecular function: transcription coregulator activity. Lineage: Eukaryota; Viridiplantae; Streptophyta; Magnoliopsida; Ericales; Ebenaceae. The transcript has 2 exons.
CUCUCUCUCUCUCUCUCUCUCUGUGAAAUCGCAACGGAGGGGACGGUUUCCAGACACCGCCACCGCUGACCAUCUCCGACACUUCACCGUUCUCCGAUCAACCCGAGGCCUUCGUCUGCGGGAUCAGCGACGAUCUUCCUCCUCUCCGUUUCUCCGCUCAGCCCGACAACUCCAUCUCCGGGACUGCCGACGAUCUCCCUUCUCCCCGUUCCUCUCUCAGCCCAACGCCACCAUCUCCGGCAUCGCUGACCAUCUUCCUCUUCUCCGUUCUUCGCCCAGCCCGACGCCGGCCACCUCACUGCUCUGCCCCUUCUCCCUGGAUCUGAACGCUCCCUCAUUUGCUCGGUGUUCCUGAAAGGGUGCCAAGAUGCUACAAAGCGUUCCUCAUCAAAUUGUACAAUCACCAGCUAGGCUAGGCCUACCAAACCCAAAUUCACCUUCUCUACAGAACCCUACCCCUCCUAAAUUCUCUUCCCAACUCUCACAAUCUCAUGCCCCCAGUCAACAACCUAAUUUGAUACCUGCUACAACCACCUCCUCAACUCUUCUACCUUUACUUCCACCUCUCUCUAGGGCUCAAUCCCUUCUCCUUCAAAUGGCCUCCCUUGCAUCUCGACUUUUUGAAGUCUCACCCAAUCGGUCUCAUUGGCUCAGUGCCUUCCGUGGUUCCCUUCCUACCUUUCUAUCUUCGCAGAACAAAUCCUCAAUGACUGUUCCUCCAGAAUCAUCUCCUUCCUCCACAAAAGAGAUACUAUCACUUUUUACGUCCCUUCAGACUCAACUCUUUGAAGCUGUUGCAGAACUUCAGGAAAUUCUUGAUCUUCAAGAUGCUAAGCAGAAAGUUGCUCGUGAAAUCCGGUCAAAAGAUGCUGCAAUGCUUUCCUUUGCUAAUAAACUUAAAGAAGCUGAAAGGGUUCUUGACAUUCUCGUUGACGAUUAUUCUGAUUAUCACCGCCCCAAAAGAUCAAAAGUGGAGAACAAUAUGGAUGAUUCUUGUAACACAACUAUUGCUAGUCAGCUGAAUUUGUCUGACAUUUUAUCAUAUGCCCACAGGAUAAGCUACACAACCUUUGCACCGCCAGAAUUUGGUGCUGGGCAGGCUCCAUUGCGAGGGGCACUUCCGCCCGCCCCUCAGGAGGAGCAACUGCGUGCUUCUCAAUUGUAUGCCUUUGCCAACCUAGAUGUUGGUCUACCUAAAUCAGUAGAAAGCAUGGAGAAAACAGUUGAGCCAUUCAUGGAAAUUCCACCUGUUCAGCCGGCGGAACCCAAUCCGCUUGGUGAUCUAACUGCAAUUCAGGGUCUGAUUCCUCCAACUAUUGUGGUUCCAUCUGGAUGGAAGCCUGGAAUGCCUGUGGAACUGCCCAGUGAUCUGCCAAUUGUUCCGCCACCUGGGUGGAAGCCUGGAGAUCCCGUCCCAUUGCCUCCACUUGAUGCUCUCCCUGUGCCUGCGGGCAGAGUCGAGGGGCAACCACCCCGACCUGUUCCUGCUCAAGGAUUGCCAAAAGCACCCGAGCCAAUCCAAGUUCGGCAUGUUCAGCUUGAUAUCGAUGAUGAUAGUAGUGAUUAUAGUAGUGAUACUGGAAGUUCUGAUGAUGAAGAUUAAACAGAUGGUCGGGUCUAUUUCAAUGGUUUGUGAUCUCCCUCAAGUACCCGCAGAUAGACUACUGAUUUUGAAGUUGGAAGUGGACCUGUUCUAGGACUAAAAUUUGUGAAUAAAUGAGCUUUUUUCAACCUUUUUCUUUUUAAUCUUUUCUAAUACCCUGUAAUCGGAAUCAAAUUGAUGUAGAGUUAAACUUGGUGUUCUUCAAGUUCUCUGGUUUAGUGCACAAGCUGUAAUAUUUGCCUUUGGAACUCAA